Messenger RNA from Lodderomyces oxycetoniae, 5169 nucleotides. RefSeq names its product Srb9p (gene SRB9). Gene Ontology annotation, cellular component: mediator complex. Gene Ontology annotation, molecular function: transcription coactivator activity. Lineage: Eukaryota; Fungi; Ascomycota; Pichiomycetes; Serinales; Debaryomycetaceae. The record is from RefSeq and is a predicted model, not a curated record. Gene Ontology annotation, biological process: positive regulation of transcription by RNA polymerase II. Bases 1 to 5169 code for a protein of 1722 amino acids. The transcript has a single exon.
AUGCUAGCAAAGGAACUUUUGAAUAUUGAAACAAACUACUUUAAAAUUGGCCAUUUGCAAGAAAUCCGAUUUUAUGUCUUUUCAAGUACAAAUUGUGACAAUAACGAUCAAGCAUUGCUUGAAUUGGAACUCAAUAUACGGCACAAGAGUCCUAAAACUUUGUUGACAUACUAUAACAAAAAUUUGUACUACUUUGAAUUAGAUGUUUCUUCAGAUGAGUUGAGCUCAAGCUCGAGCUCGAGGUCAAGUUUGGAGCAUGAGCAUGACAACUUGACACUACAGCAUAAGGACUCGGCAAAAGUCGAGUAUUUUGCAAACCCGGCAAAAACACGCAAUAAUAGCGAUAAAUAUUUGUCGUUUGCCAGCUUGAGCUUCUUGAAGGCAGUGAAGAAAAUGGUUUUGUAUAAUCUAUCUUUGCAAGGCCAGAUAAGGCUCUUUGGGAGCCAUUGUGUCGUAACUCACGACAAUAUAACAUAUACUCCCAUCACCAUCGACCCUUUUUUACUCGAAAAUGGUGAUUUGUUACUAUCUUGUAUCUAUCGCAAGUCGCUAACACUUUUCAGCUCCUUGUUGUUGUAUCCACAAGAGACAGUAAAAGAUUUAAACUUUGUGAUAUACAUCUUACCAAGUGGAAUAAGGUGUCAUUUAUUUGAUUCCGAAAAUCUAAAGAAUAACUUUGUCGAAAAACCCCAGUUUGAUAGUGAAAAACUUUUGAAACUACUCGAGUCCAGUACCCAUACCGAGUUUUUGAAAAGUUCAUUGUGGGUUAAGCUAAUACCAAACUUGAAACACUUGAAUAAUCUGACCUCCCGCAUAUCUAAAUUUAUACAUUCAGUGGAAAACACAAAGUACAUACUAUGGCCCUGGAGCUUAUGUCUAUUACAGUUUGGACACCACGAGAUCAAACCAAGAUUGACUCAAUCACCGCCAAAGUCUUCCAAUCCAAUGAAUUUGCUCUUGGAAUAUUUGGACUUUAAUAUCAGCCGCAAUGCUGAACUUGAAAGACAACAGCAACUACUAAUGCUACAGCAGCAGCAGCAGCGGCAGCAACAGCAACAGCAGCUAGAAGAACAAUUCGAUGAACAACCAUCAAAUCAACUGCAUUAUGGUGAUGACUCUUUUCCCAUCGUGAGUGCCCCUUCAAAUGAAAAUGCAACAGACGCCCCAAGAGAUAUCAAUUCUAUGGAUUUUAACAUCACUACUCCCAUGGGUGUAGACAACUUUGACCUUCAUGUUGCAGGAAAUAUAUUUUCGAAAUCUGCAUCAGAUAUUGUUGAAGAAAAAGAGUCCAAUGACGAUAUGGACGUUGACGAGUUAUUUGGAGACAACAGCCACGAUGACGAUGACGAGUUAUUUGGAGACAACAGCCACGAUGACGAUGACGAUGAUGAUGACGAUGAUAAUGUUGAUGAUAAUGUUGAUGGUGAUGGUGAUGGUGAUGGUGAUGGUGAUGGUGAUGGUGAUGGUGAUGGUGAUGGUGAUAGUGUUGGUGACGACAAAGAAGACCACUAUAUGCACGAGAAGUCGGAAGUGGAAGAGGCCAAAGAAAAAAUAGCUCAAGAGGAUGCACAAGAUAUCACUGAUUUAUUUGAGGAGGGCUCCAACAAUGUAACGCCGCAAAGACAUAAAACUGAACUGGACUUUAGCGCAUCUGCAACUAAAGUCUUGGAAAGUAAUGGCAGAGUGCAUGAUAAUAAACUUUCCUACAUUGAAGAGUUGAAAGAUCGAAUGACGAUAUCCAAGCUUGACAAUCCAGAUUAUGAGGAUCCUGGAGCCCCCGCACCCACGAAUGCAACACCACUGAUUUCCCAUUCAACAAGCACAACAUUUUUUACCUCUUCUUCAGGAGACUAUGCUUCUGAGUUUGCAGCAAAAGAGACCCAUAACGGAAAGCGUAGAAAUCUGCACAAAUCCGUAUUCUCUCCAAUACCAUUCAAUCCAAUAAUCAAAAAGGACAUUGACCUCAAAUAUGGAAAAGGGGGUAAGUUUUAUAUGGAAAGAGAGCCAGAGAUUCCUAGUACUCCGAAGCCAUUCCCUACUGGACGUGAUUUAAACACAAAUGGAGGAGAAAAACUGCAUUUGAAAGGAGAGACGAAUCGAAGAAGAAAUGACGAUCCACAUCUCAGUAAUAAUAAAAACAGCAUAAGCGGUAGUAGUAGCAGCAGCAGCAGCAGCAGUAGCAGUGAAGAGAGUGACGUAGAUGCAGAUGAAAUACAGAACGAAUCGUUUUUGUUGAAAAUGAAUGACAACGACCCCAAUGUUCAUCAUAUCUCAGGAUCUAUUACAGCAAAUCCUGAAUUCGAAAUGCAAUUCCCAGCGUCUAUGCAUGGUAAUGGUGGCGGUAUUGUAUCUUCAGUGAAUUCGGCUUUCUUUGGUUCUCCGGCUAACAAUUCAGCUAGCAGGCUCAUUUUAAAGUCAGACUCACCUUUUCUUCCAACAGAAAUAACAUCAAUAUCACCUUCAUAUAACGAUGUUUCGCAACAAAUGCAACAACAACAACAACAACAACAACAACAACAACAACAACAGCAACAGCAACAGCAACAGCAACAACAACCUUCUCAAUUGAACAGUUCCGGGUUUGAGACAAAAAACACAGCAGGUUUUCAGAAUAAGGUAAACGAAUCGUUAAAUUAUCUACCAUUGAUAUUAAGGAGCGUUUACUUGUCAUCUAUUCCCAAUUGUUUUCUUAUGAACAACUUGGUUUGCGACAAACCGGUGCCAUCAUUCUCCGUAAAUGAAGAUGAGGGGGAAAAUGACUUGGAAGCAGUUAAUGAAGAGUUGAUUGUUAAAGCAAGUCACAUUCAGGAACUUUUGAGUUGCUUGGUACCGAACAUUGUCUACGACUUAGGGAUGGAAGUCGAUUUGCGUUCAAAGUUUGUCUCCCAGGAAAAAGCAAACAAUGAUGAUCUGCAAAAUGAAUCUGAACAUAUAAAUUUGACUGGUCAAUUUGCGGGGAUUCUUCAAAGUGUUUUCCCUAUGUGUUACCAAGUUCCGUUUUUAGAAUUUUUAAAUGAUUUUGAUUCACUAAAAACAAACUCUUUUGAAAAUCAGUUGAACUUUUUAGGAGAGUUGGUGGAUGAAAAUAAUAAUCUUGACGAUUCCAAGAGCCAGGCAGCAGAAGUAUUUGACCGUACUACUUGGAACCUACUUGAUGGUGGACUAGCCAAUAUUAAAAAAUUUGAGAGAUAUCGAGAGUUGAUUAAGAAGUUGGGUACUGAAUCUAGAAAUUUAGACAAGAGCUUUUUCAAAACUCACUCGGUAAAGAGCAGAGUCGAGAAAAACAAACAAAUCAUAAACAUCAACACAAUAGGGCUCAAAUUUUGGAAGUAUUUGAAUUUUGCUCCUUCAAACAACGCAAAGAACUUUCAGAUAUUGCUGAUUGGCGAGACUAGUAUAGGAAAUACAGGUUUUUAUGUUUCUGAUUUCACAGAAAAGCUUGUCAAUAACUACAAAGAUUGCAACCUUGGAGAGAUUUCGAAACUAAGCUUGUCAACAGUCGAGACACGACCUGAUUUAGAUCCUGUGCACAACGGUGUUGCACUCGUGAACUUUGAUCAGAAUCAUCACAAACGCCAUGAGUUUUAUAGUCAAAUGAACAAAAGACUAAUGUCAUUUGUGGAAUUGAUAAAGUUGGAUUUGAUAAAUAAAACAAAUAAUUUUGAGUUUGAUCGUCCGCUUUUGCUACUCAUAAUCAACUUUGAUGAAGGUUUCAAUUCGACGCUACAACUUUGUAAAGUUUUGAGAAACUUCAAAGUUGCCUUGAUAGUCCAUCAAUUACCUUUGGUACAAGUAUUCACCAAGAUAAUUUCGUCCAAAUAUCUAGUGAGAAAAGUUGGAGAGGAAACCAGCUUGAAAGUGCUCAGUAACUACAUGCUAUCAAGGAUUUCUAUGAAUUUGUACAACGAGUGCCCAGAGAAUUUUAGUAAAAAGACAUUGUCAACUUCAAUUUACGCACCUUUGGUGAAACAGCCGCCUUCAAGAAUACAUUUCAAGUUUGUCAAUAGUGGUUACAAAAACAGUAACAAUAGUGAUGAUAGUUUUGUGCAUUUGGCUUAUGAAAGGUCUAUUGACAAGUCAUGGUUUGCAGCUGCGUGGUCUGACCCGCUAGGCCAGAUUACAUAUACGAAAGCGUGGUAUUGCUCUGAGCAGCACCGCUCGCCAACUAGUAGUACCAAGUUGUCAUCGUCGUCAUCGUCAUCGCCACCUUCUUCAGAUAAUAGAUCCACUGGAGGAACAUAUCACAUGGAUAUUGGGAGUAUUGCCGAUGAUAUGUGGAAUAUAUCGACGGAAUUCUUUGCAACUUUGAACAAUCUCAAUGAUAAAAUAGGAUCACCCGUUGCCAAGAAAUUUUUGGUUUUGACUAGAGUCAGUGGUAAUAUUCCCGAUGACGAGCUAGUACACUGGAAAAGGCUAAGCAUGAGGUACAAAGAUGUGUCUUUGAUAGUCCUUUCAACUAGCCAAACGCCAAAUGUAAUGUUUUCAUCUGGACCACCAAUUUUGCAAAACUCAGACAAUGAAGAAAUUUCUCCAAACACACAAGAGAAGGAGCAGUUUUUUAGCUUUAAAAAUUUUACAUAUGGAAGUGCCAACUCACCUAUUACCGUGAGUGCCGAAUCAAUCUUGGGAACGUCUCCAAAUGCAUUGUCGUUUCAUUCGCCUCAACAGUUUUUGAAUGCGCCCUCCAAUUUCCUUUCGCCUCAAGAAUAUCUUACUCCCGGUCCAAAUGGGAACUUGCCCGGAAGUUCAGGUACUCAUUUGUUUGACUCAGAUCUGAUAAUGAGAGAAUCCGAUGAAGAAAUCUACGGGGUCAUACCAAAGGUGAAAUUGCCAUCGGCAAGUUCUCCCAAUCGUCUUGGCAUGAAAGUUGGUUUUCUAGUUAGGGAAUGCAAACCCCAAACAUUACAAGCUGCCACCAUUUUUUUGGCAUUCGAAAUCAAUUUGGUUAGUUGUUCCAAUUAUUGGGACUUGGAUGUCUUGAUGAAACAAUUAAUUGAACAAUAUAAAAACUUGAUAGUAUUGAACGAUGUAUUAGGCACAAGAGAUAUCAAUAGAGCCUACGAAGAAACAAAACCUGGCGAGUGCGAGGUCUCUUCAAUGGUUCCAUGGCAUAUACUAGCCGUUGGAAAGCUAUUGAGGUAUCUUGUUCAUGUAUAUGUUGAUGAGUAG